Messenger RNA from Nilaparvata lugens (brown planthopper), 3978 nucleotides. Its product is annotated as dnaJ homolog subfamily B member 12. The record is from RefSeq and is a predicted model, not a curated record. The transcript is spliced from 7 exons. Gene Ontology annotation, biological process: cellular response to misfolded protein. Gene Ontology annotation, molecular function: Hsp70 protein binding. Gene Ontology annotation, cellular component: endoplasmic reticulum membrane. NCBI's taxonomy places the organism in Eukaryota, Metazoa, Arthropoda, Insecta, Hemiptera, Delphacidae.
GUAGUCUGCAACAGUGGAUAUUAUCAUUCGAUCAGCUGAGUUUGUUCUUUCUAGGAAAAUGGUGUGAUGACAUUUUAGGAAUUGGGCAGUCAGUUAUCAGUUCAUGUAUUCCUUGUUAGUUUAAUUAUUUAUUACUUAUUUGUAAAAAUGGAUGGUAAUAAAGAUGAAGCAGAACGAUGCAUUGAAAUCGCAGAACGAUCUCUCAGCGAAGGCAAAAAGGAGAAGGCGGAAAAAUUUCUUCUCAAAGCAGAAAAACUAUAUUCCACCCAAAAAGCAAGAACACUACUGGAACAAAUUCAACGCUUGAACAGUGCUUCCAAACCUUCUAAGUCAGAAGAAUCAGUUCCGAGGAAACGCAAACAGUCAGUGCCCAGAAAAGAAGAUACUACUAACGAAUCUGAUUAUACCAAGGAACAAAUAGAAGCUGUCAAAAGGAUAAAGAGAUGCAAAGAUUAUUACGAAGUUCUUGGAAUUGACAAGGAGGCCACAGACAGUGAUAUCAAGAAAGCAUAUAAGAAGCUGGCUUUACAACUACACCCUGACAAGAAUAAGGCGCCCGGUGCUGCUGAAGCAUUCAAAGCCAUCGGAAAUGCGGUGGCUGUUCUGACCGACGCUGAGAAACGCAAGCAGUAUGACAUGUACGGCUCUGAUGAGAGCAGGGUCAGUCACAGGCACACACAAGGCAAUGCAUACCAUGAGUACAACUAUUCUAGAGGAUUCGAAUCUGAUGUAACUGCUGAAGAGCUGUUCAAUAUGUUUUUUGGUGGAGGUUUCUCGAGUGCCAACAACGUGUACGUCAGACAGAAUAACCAGUGGAGGCGACAACACGAGAACAACUCCCAUACACAAAGAGACGUAAGAACAACUGGUUUUGAUCAUUCAACUUUUAUUACUUUCCUUGCCCUAUUACAAUAGGUAAGGAAAGUAUUGCUUUCCGAAAAAAUUAAGGUACCCCAAUUUCUAUACGUUACAAGGUCCUCUGAGAAAUUCCCAGUGAUGAGAACGACAGUUAAUUUGCGAAUACCUUACUAUGUGAAAGACAAUUUCAAUACAGAAUACCAAGGAAGUUUGAGACGACUUGAAACAUCUGUAGAAGAAGAGUAUCUGACCAAUCUACGAAGUACGUGCUACAGGGAGAAGAGCUACAAAGAGACUAUGCUUUGGAAAGCUCGUAACUUUGGGGAUCGAGAUUUAUUCAAUAAAGCGCAAAAUAUGAAAACACCAUCAUGUGAAAUGCUACAGGAUUUAAGUAAUCGUAAUCAUUAGUUUAUAUUGUUAAAGGUAUUAUUAAAUGUUAUAAAUUGCAUUUGUUCAACUUUCCUCAUCAAUUCUGAUUCACGUAUUUAACAAAACACACCAGAUUUUUUUUUAAAAUAGAUUUGAUUUAAUUUGCAUUAUGUACCAUAUCAUCAUUAAGUUACUCAAUUUUUUAGGAUAUAGUAUUUUUCAGUACCGUAUAUCAAUCAAUACCGAGACAGCACUGUCUUUUUGGUUGUAUUAAGAACUAUUAAGGUAUUUUUAUUAUUAGUCGAUUUUCUUUCAAGAAAGAAUACAAUAUAUUCUAAAACAUAAUAUUAUAUAAUCACAUAUUGAUAUAUUGCUGUAUGAAAGCUAAAGAUUUUUCACUAAACAAUGAGUGGACAAGAUUAUAUUUUUCGAUGUUGAAUAUUCGAAAUAUUCCGAUGCUUUAAAAGUAAUUCAAUGAUUCAAUCAUUAAUAAAGAAUUGACUUUAUGUUGUUCGCAAUUUUGUUUGAAAAUUAGUCUCAGGAACUUUGAAAACUAUUUUGGCAUUAAUGUUUUUAGGUAGUUCUUGCAGGAACAAUGGCCGUUUCUCAUUUUUAUUCCAUUCCGUCAUUCUCACUUUCCGACAUUAAUUUAUUGUCACGACACCCAGUAUGUCGUCCGAUUGGCUAAUUCUCACCAACAUCUGAUUCUUAGUAAAUCUGAGGACAUUCUGUCUCAUACUGCCUUGCUUACGAUGGAAGUAGUAAUUUCCUUUCAAACUAAUCCAAUCAAAAUGAAUAAUUCAUAAAAAGUUGCGUGAGAUAUGAAUGAAAACUUCACCACCAACCACAAUACUGCCUCAAAACCUCAUUUAUGAAUAUUGAUAUUCCAUUUUAGGACUUGAGACAAGCAUCGCAUUAUGAUAUUUCAGGUAGAGGUUUUCGCAACUCAACAUCUAUUUUUCUUGUGUAUUUAUAAUAAAUUAUUCCACAACCCAGAUUAUUUUAUCCAUUCAGUUUUUUUUUUUUAGUUAUGUUUGGGAUAUAGGCCUAUGCUUUUUCUCUUUUAAAUGAAUACAACUUCAAAUUGUAUAGAUAUAAAAUAUAAAUUAAUUUGAUCGUUGAAAUAUUUCUAUAAUUUAGAAGCUUUUUAACUAACUACCGUAUACUACUUGUCUGCUGUACCAAAUUAUUUUAUGACUGAAAGUGUAAUUCCGAAACCGUUUGAUAUUAUGAGAUUUUUCUGUAAAGAAUCUUAGGUUAGUACUCUACUAAUAGAAUCUUUGAAAUAGUGUGAUAAUUUUAUACCUAAAUGUGAAUGAUAAUUUUUAGAAAUAAUCCCAGAUCAUGAUAUCUAAUAGGCCUUAUUUUCCAUAUUUUUUUUAUAAAUUUAAACUUUUUAAAUUCAGUAUUAUCGACUAACAACUCAAAAAGAGACGGCUAAGAUUGCAUUGUUUGGAAUCAAUUUUAAUUAAUUAGGCAUUAAGAAAAGUUUACUUCACGUCUCGCAUUUGACAGAACGUCCGAUUUUUAUACAAUACAUGAUGCGUUCAACUUCAAUUGAUCAAUAUUCAUAGCAAUAAAUAUACCUUUUAGUAAAACAUCGUUUAAUAUGUAAGAAAAAUGAUACAAACUAUUCCCAACUUCAUUACUUAUUCAAGAAAGCAAGUAAUGGUUAAAAUGUCCGAUUUUUCUGAGUCUAUAAAUUUAUUUAGAGAAAUUACAUUUUUUUCAAGUUGCAAUACAUACCGUACGUUUACAAAAUUUACCCAUAUUUAUUCUUAAAACAAUGCGUAAUACAAAGUAAGGCAUAAGACAAGCGUUCAUGAAUUUCGCGAGAGCAUUCUGUAAAAAAUUGAUAAAACGUAAUAUUUAAAGGCCCUCUAGUAAAAUGAGCCCUACCAGUUCAUUUUUACCAAGAAUCCAAAUGUUCAAGCUCUCAGCAUUUUCCUAUCCAGCCUGCUAACAAUAUUGGAAUAACAAAAUAGUGAAUGAUUAGUACAGUACAUUAUUAAAUUAUCAAAAUAGCUUUCAUUAUUCUGAAUUGUAAAACUAAGUUAAAUUCUUAUUUUUAAAUGAAUGUAAUUCAAUGAACCUUUAAACUAUUACGGAUACCUUUCAGUUUUUUAGUUGAAUUGAUUUUAUUCCUACGAUAUAUCAAUCAUCACUUUAACUAGUAGUUGAUGUUAGAUCUAUUAUUUUUCUCAUGACAUUAUUAUCUCAAGUUAUCAUGGUACUCAAAGGAAUUUUUGGUUGUGGUUUUUGGUUGAUUACGCGAUUUUCUUUUAGUUAAAAAUUAAAUAAUAAUGGUAUCAACGUCUCCCGUUCAUAAAAUUAUUUCCAAUAAACAAUUCGUACAUGAUUUUGCUGGAGUGUGAUGUAGUUUGUUUAGAAUUUGUUGGCUAUUGUUAUAGGUAGUCGCUGUACCAUUCGAUUUAAUUUGAUCAUAAUUAAAUUGUCAUUGUAAAUUUAUCAUGUACUUCUUGUUAUAUCUGUGAUUGUACAGUAAGUAAAAUUCACUGAUUGUAAUACUACUAAAUCAACAAAAUCACCAAGGAUUUAAAGCCUAGUGUUUUUUAAUACUUCACUAUCAACCGAUCAAUUUGAACAAAUUUCAUUAUUAAAAGGUUGAUACCAAGGACUCGCAAUACUCAAGAAGUGCAGUUAAUUUAGUUGUAAGAUACUGUUAGUUUGAAACUGUAUUGUUACAUUAAUUUAUUCCAAGUUGUUGAAUAAAUAAUUUAUUUGUUUUGA